This is a messenger RNA of Oppia nitens, 946 nucleotides long. RefSeq lists its product as uncharacterized. The record is from RefSeq and is a predicted model, not a curated record. Lineage: Eukaryota; Metazoa; Arthropoda; Arachnida; Sarcoptiformes; Oppiidae. The transcript is spliced from 4 exons. The coding region runs from base 70 to 825 and encodes 251 amino acids.
AAUUAGUUUCAUAUUUACAGGCAUUAAAAACAUUUUUCUUAAAUUAAAAAUCUAUAAUCAAAAUACAAAAUGUUUUCAAUGUUUAGUUUGCUAUCAAUUUUGAUGAUUAUUACUGUAUUUAAUGGCUGCUUAUGUAAAGAUACAGAAAAAGCAGCUGCAGCUACUGUUACCAUUAAAUGCGAAUCAAAUCCAUGGCCUAAACUACCGGUUCUCAGAGAUUCAGAGUUGAAAGAAAAAACCAAAUUAAUGUCACUGAAAAAAUUGACGAAAAAAAAUCAGGAAAACAUUAAAAAACUGGUCAAAUGGUUUCAGGAUUAUAGUCAACAAUUGAUUCAACAGGAUCAAUUAGAUUAUCUAGGUAGUGUUUAUGAAAAAUUAUCCCAGGACCUGAAUAAACAUGAACUAGGUGCAUUGGCUACAAUUGGUAAACUAGGUGAUGAUGAUACGAAAAUUAUGCACCUAGCUCAAAAUAAUGAAUUUCAUACUGGUUGGUUAAAAUAUUUGGACAAUUAUAUGAGGGAUAAUUGUACAGUUGAAUCGUUCAAUGUUACCAGUGACCUGGGUGAAUUGAAAGAAAAAUUAUCGGAAAUUAGACAGAAAUUGUUUGAAACGUUGCAAAAGUUUAUCGAUGGCCAGGAAUUGGAUAAGGAUAGACAGUUUUGGACAGAUAUAGAUAAAACGGUUUUAAAAUAUUUAAAAUCCCAUUCGGAUGUCGACAAAAAUAUCGAUGAAUUAAAGGACGAUUCGGUUAAAGUGAAAACAUUGCAGACAUUGCUUAUCGAUAAUGAAGUACUAUUACGAGGUUAUAAUGGUUUCAAUCAAUAAGCAAAUUGUUUAUAUAAUUUUAAAUUUUGCUUAACAAUUGCUGAACAAUAAUAAAAUUAAAAAAUAAAUAAAUGUAUUUCUUAUAAUAACAAUAACAAUAAUAAUUUAAUUAAUUUUUUCC